This is a messenger RNA of Hippoglossus stenolepis (Pacific halibut), 4456 nucleotides long. RefSeq names its product unc-51 like autophagy activating kinase 1a (gene ulk1a). Gene Ontology annotation, biological process: peptidyl-serine phosphorylation; axon extension; autophagy. Gene Ontology annotation, cellular component: autophagosome; cytoplasm. The transcript has 27 exons. The record is from RefSeq and is a predicted model, not a curated record. NCBI's taxonomy places the organism in Eukaryota, Metazoa, Chordata, Actinopteri, Pleuronectiformes, Pleuronectidae. Gene Ontology annotation, molecular function: protein serine/threonine kinase activity; ATP binding. The coding region runs from base 458 to 3175 and encodes 905 amino acids.
GCCGUGGAGCAGAUGGUGGAAAGGGGAGGAAGACUGAGGAAGACGCAUGAGGAAGACACACGAGGAAGACAAUAAUAUCUGAGCUCAGCCUCUGAACACUAACAGCGUUUAGCAGCUGCCGCUGUUUAGACCUGUGUCAGCUCCACAGAAGCGUCAGAGACUUUUUUUUAUCCUUAAACAAACGCAGCGGCUCGAUUAUAUUUUCUUUUCAUUCAUUGUUUUUAUUUGUGCGCAGGUUGUUUUAACUUUUUGUCUUGACGGAAACUUCCUUAUGAUGUCAACGAUUGUCAUCGAUUGUGAACCUGCUCACGUCUUUUAAUCAAAGAAAUGGGAUUAACCGGCACGAGAGACGCGUGGUGGGACUGUGCGUCUGUUGUCGUUGGAAACUCAAGCUGCUGAAGCUGCUCGUGAACGCGUCUGUUUAUUUUCUCGUGUUUGUGUGUGAUCAUUGUUCGUGAUGGAGUCUGUUGGGAGCUUUGAGUUCAGCAGGAAAGACCUGAUUGGCCACGGUGCCUUCGCUGUUGUGUUCAAGGGAAGACACAAAGAGAAACGGGACUGGGAGGUUGCUGUGAAGUGCAUUAACAAGAAGAAUCUGGCCAAAUCAAAGUCUCUUCUUGAUAAAGAAAUCAAGAUAUUAAAGGAGCUCAAACAUGAAAAUAUUGUCAGUCUGCUUGACUAUCAGGAAAUGGGAGGAUGUGUGUAUCUUGUCAUGGAGUACUGUAAUGGAGGCGACCUGGCUGAGUACCUUCACUCCAAGGGCACGUUGAGUGAGGACACCAUCCGCGUGUUCCUGCAGCAGAUCGCUCAGGCCAUGAAUACCCUGCAGAGCAAAGACAUCCUCCAUAGAGACCUCAAGCCCCAGAACAUCUUACUCUGCCACCCAGAGGGCCGCAGGUCCAGCUCCAUCAACAUUAAGAUAGCUGACUUUGGGUUUGCACGUCACCUCCAGACGAACACUAUGGCAGCCACUCUGUGUGGCUCCCCCAUGUACAUGGCUCCUGAGGUCAUCAUGUCCCAGAACUACGAUGCCAAAGCUGAUUUGUGGAGCAUAGGUACCAUUGUGUACCAGUGUCUGACUGGAAAGGCACCAUUUCAUGCAAGCACUCCACAGGAGCUCCGUCUUUUUUAUGAAACCAACAGGACCUUGUUACCCAGCAUCCCAAAGGAGACUUCUCGUCACCUAAGACACCUCCUGUUGGGGCUCUUGAAGAGGAACCACAAAGAGCGGAUCAGCUUUGAUGAGUUUUUCCACCAUCCUUUCCUGGAGACGAGCUCCUCCUCAAAGAAAUGUUCGCCUGCUCCCAUGUUCUCCUGCCCCAUCUCAGGCCUGGGCAGUUCUUCAAGCAGCUCCUCCACGUCCCAAAUGGCCUCACCUCAACAUUCCGAUGGAGAGAUCCAACAACUCAAGUCUAAAGCGAGGUACUCCCCUACACAAAACACAGCUGACUUCCUCCUGCCGAAAGAAACAGCCGAUCAGGACAGUCUGACCACCUCGUCAUACACAGAGGACUACGUCCUGGUGCCUGACCAGUUUCCCAGUGAGUACACAUGUGAACUGGAUGUUGGCUUACCAGUCGAAAGUUGCCUUAUAUACAGUGGGAGCCCAGUCGGAGCUGAGCGAGGCCCCAGGCCUGCAGGAAAGACUCCUCUCAACACCCCCUCUAAGCCUGUUGGCAAGCCUGUUGAAUUGGUUGACCGUAAGUGCAGCGCCUCUGUGCCCAUUCCCGUCCCAACACAGAUCCUAAACUACCAGCGCAUGGAGCAGAACCUGCAGCCUGUUGCCUUCCAUGGCUCCAACAGGGUCACACCAUCCAGUGCAGGCAGCAGCGGUGAAAGCUGUGCACAGUUUGGAGGCUGUAGAGCGGCUGGUACAGGAUUUGUCGUUAACUCCCCAAGACUGGCAACUGGAGUAGCUCACCCUCAACAGGGCUCACCUCUAGUGGGAACCACCCCAAAGAGCUCAGAGCCGACUCUCCCACUCAGCACGAGGACUGGACAGUUCACUGGCUCACCUGGCGCCUUUGCUCCCAAGGUUCAGUCGAGACUGCUAGACAGGAUCACGACGGUCCCAGACCUUCAGUCAUUCGACCCAUCUGCUUCUCCUCAGACCAAACACAGCAGGAAAUCUACCAAUAAAAACUACCCAUUUAAAAGAGACCUGAGCACAGGCAGGAUGUCAGAUCUGCUGCUGAAGGCGGCGUUCGGAGCUGAGGAGGGAAGUGACGAGAGCCUCAACAGUGAGAAAAGCAUGGAAACAACAGCUCCACCUACUGGUUAUAAUAGAGGCUUUCAAUGCUCCGACAGCCCACCUAUUGCAGUCUUCACUAUCGGUUCUCCAUCCAAAGGAAACACUCCUCCUGAUACCAGGGUGUCAAAGAUGCUCUCAGGUUCUCCCUCCUACAUCAACUCAGCCUGGCUUCUUAACAGUCGCCUUCUCCAGAGAGAAGGUCGUAGAAACAGUGAGAGUGAAGCGAUGGACGCGACUCCACACAGCAGUCCGGUCUUUCACCCUCCAGAGCUCGCGGUAGAUACGCUAAUGGAGCAAGCUCACACAGAUGCCCUCAGUGACCUGCGCUUCAUCUUGGCUUUUGCCCACUGUGUCAUGGAACUGGCUUCUACUAAAGACCCAGGGCUGGAUGUCAUCAGCAGUUCUGAUGUUUCCUUUCUGGAGCAGAGCAUGGUCACAGAUCAGAUCAGCCUUUUGAGCAGAGAAUGGAGCUAUGCCGAGCAGUUAGUAUUGUACAUGAAAGCUGAAGAGUUUUUGUCAUCAGCACUGCACACAGCCAAAGAGAAUAUCAAACAGGACCGACUCCUUCCCUCUGCUACAGUCAAACAAGUGAUCCGAAAGCUGAAUGAUUCCUAUAAGAACUGUGUGACAUACUGUCGCUGCCUCAGUGAUCGCCUGCAGACUUUCUUGCUCGACAAACAGAAGCUCAUGGACCGUUUCAAUGGCCUCACAGCAGAGAAGCUCAUCUACAGCCACACUGUGCACAUGGUGCAGUCUGCUGCUUUAGAUGAGAUGUUCCACUAUGGCACAGCUUCAACCCAGCGUUACCAAAGAGCCCUUCUGCUGAUGGAGGGUCUGUCCCGAACCGUCACAGAGCAAAAGGACCUCGACAGCAUAGAUAAAUGUAAACAGUGUAUUGAACGACGCCUUUCUGCUCUUCAGACUUAACCGUAGGCACGAGCUCUACACCCGCACUCACAGCUCCUGGAUUAUCUUCCCUCAUCCAUUACCUGCGAUGUAGAUGAAUCCUCCUGGACUGUCAGUACACACCAGCACUUUGAUCUUUCUUAGGGGAAACGACCACUGGAGCAUCUGCUCUAAUCCCAACACCCAGUCUGUGAACUUCUCAUAAAUGCACAGAAAAGACUGGAGGUCCUGUUUUGUACACAUUUGAGUGUAAAUUGAUUGUUUGAAUACUUUGACAAGGUCAUUUUUGUCAGUAGUUGAUUUGUUACAUGCUGUUCAUUUAUAUAUUUGUGUGUUGUUUUGUGUUUUGCACAUGGAAGUAUCGGAGGAAAUAAUAACAGAUUUUAAAUGUGUUGUACUUGAAACAUGGUGACAGGGUGGUGCUGUGGUUAGCGCUGUCGCCUCACUACAAGUGAGGCCGGGUUCUCCAGCUUCCUCCCACAAUCCAAAAACAUGCAAGUUGGAUUAACGGAAGACUUUAAAAUGCCCACAGAUGUGAAUCAGAGCUUGUGACCUGUGUAGGUUGAACCCGCCUUUCGCCCAAUGUCGGCUGGCAUUGGCUCCAGUCACCAUGCAAUGAUCUAAGGAUGAGCAGUGUAGAUAAAGGAUGGAUGUACUUGAAACACAGAUUGAUUAGUCUUUUUUGGUACUUGAGGCAUUUGUGUUAUUUGUACAGUAGUAGUUCAUCGGCAAACAGGAGUCAAUAUUCUGGAUGAGAUGACCAAAUAUUGCCACUGUGUAGCAACAUAAAUCUGUGCUUGCUUUUUGUACAUUUUUCAUCACAGCACAUUAGUGGCUGUAAAUCAUACCUGUCUCACUGUCAUAUAGACAGUGGCAAUAAGUGUGAUUUUUGCUUUAUAAUAACCGGUUCAAUAAUUCGCGGAUUCUGAUGUACAUGGUCAUUACGUACUUUUAAGUGACAUUAACUACAAGCCACAUAUUUUUGGUUAUUCUGCUGUUUGAGUGUAUGUGUGAACUUUUUUAUUUUCUUGCAGUUGUGCUACUUCUGAUUUUAGAGGUAUACGUUUUGAUGAAUGUAAACAGUUAAUUGUGGAUUCAUUUGUACUUGAUUUCUGCCUGAUACACUAUAUUGUUUAUUACAAUCACACACUCAAUAUUUUGUGAAAAUAUUGGUGUUAAAACUGAAGUUUGUUAGAAUUUAUCAAAUUGCCUUUUCUACUUUUGUGUGAUGACAGCCAGUCCAACUUGCCAAAAGGAGUUGUUACAUACUGUGUUGACAAUAAAUAUUUAUUGUUAAAACGA